Messenger RNA from Hemibagrus wyckioides, 3097 nucleotides. It is a transcript of the gene elf1, whose product is annotated as E74-like ETS transcription factor 1. Lineage: Eukaryota; Metazoa; Chordata; Actinopteri; Siluriformes; Bagridae. The transcript has 9 exons. Gene Ontology annotation, molecular function: sequence-specific DNA binding; DNA-binding transcription factor activity, RNA polymerase II-specific. The record is from RefSeq and is a predicted model, not a curated record. Gene Ontology annotation, biological process: cell differentiation; regulation of transcription by RNA polymerase II. Bases 581 to 2302 code for a protein of 573 amino acids. Gene Ontology annotation, cellular component: nucleus.
UGGUUGCUUACAUACUGACACAAAGUUAGAGACACAGAGCCAGUUGCUUCACCAAACAGAGACAAAAAAAGAGGAAUUACUUAGGAGCAAUUGCUCACUAUUUUCCAGUUUCAUUUUAACUUUAACUCUUGUUUAUGUGAGUGGGAUAGGCAGAAGGUCAUUCAGUGUUCGGUACCUUCAACAUGCCAUUCUGGUUGUUCUAGACACACCCCACCCUUGGGUAUUUUUUCUUCUACCAACGUUCUGUUUUUUUUUCUCUCUCAGUUUUGUUGUAAUUCAGAUCUGACAGAUCCUCCACCACAAACAUGGAGCAUGGCAAAUAAAAACUGUUUCGCUGAGGUGUAGAUGCCUUGGAUUGAACCACAAAAUUUUGCGAGAGAGAAAGAGACUGUGGCCUUCCUCUGUAAAGGUGGAUAGAAUUUCUUCAGCUGUGUUGCCUGGUGAGCUGCCCACCUUGAAGCUCUUCCUGUGUUGAAGGGUGUGGUGUAGAGCAGUGUGUGUGCGUGCAUAUGUGGUGAGUCUCUGGAGAGGCAGGAGAGUGCCCGUCAGCCUGAGUCCUCCCACUGUCCACCGCUGCACCAUGACCACUGCAGUCCAGCCCAACGAGCUUGUCUUUGAGUUUGCCAGCAACGGAAUGGAUGAAAUCAGCCAGCUGGAUGACCCAUCUGUGUUUCCAGCUGUGAUUGUGGAACAGGUGCCUGCUGCUGACCUCAUGCAAGUGUACUCAGGGCUAGAGACUGAUGAAGUCACCAAUGGCAUCAUGGUGGACACCAUGCAGGAUGUAGUGGAGGAGAACAUUAUGGUGGGAGAUGUAGGGCUGUCUGAGACUUCAGUCUCUGGAGGUGAAGAUAAUGUAGAGACCAUUGAGGCAGCUGAGGCUUUGCUGAAUAUGGAAUCUCCGAACAACAUCUUGGAUGAGAAACGCAUGAUUCACACAUAUGGAGCUCUGCUGGAACCAGACCUGUCCUACAUAUCUUUGCGGCCGGAGCAACUUUCUGCUGACUGCAUGGACGUCUCUCUGGAUGAAGAAACUUCUUCUAUCGAUGAGAUCCCUCAGAAGAGUGCAUCCAAACCACCUAGGAAAAAUAAAGUGCGCAAACCUAGGAUGGUGCGCCCUUGUUCCCCUAUCACCAAUCCCGCUCUCCCUCUGAAAAAAAAGAGUAAAGAAGGAAAAGGUAACACAAUUUACCUGUGGGAAUUUUUGCUGGCUUUGCUCCAAGACAAAAACACCUGUCCCAAAUACAUCAAGUGGACGCAGAGAGAGAAGGGUAUCUUUAAGCUAGUGGACUCUAAGGCUGUGUCCAAGCUGUGGGGAAAGCAUAAGAACAAGCCUGAUAUGAACUAUGAGACCAUGGGAAGGGCUCUCAGAUAUUACUACCAGAGGGGCAUUCUGGCCAAAGUUGAAGGUCAGAGGCUUGUGUACCAGUUUAAAGAGAUGCCAACUGAUCUGGUGGUGAUUGAUGAAGAUGAUAGUCAGUGUGGAGACUCCAGCCAUGGUUUUAGCAGCCAGCGCUCCAAUUGCCAUAGUCGUGUCAUGAGCCGUGGAGCAUCGCGUUCCCAAGGCAAAGGGUCAGGCUACACACAAACCAAAGCAGUGAAGAAGGAGCCAGGUGCCAGCGUGUUGUACCAGAAUGCCAAAUGUAAACAAAGUGAGCAGCUGCUCCAGACUGUUCAUGUGCUGCAGCCAAACCAGGGAGCUGCUGUUCCAGCUCCUGCACACCCUUUGAGAGCCAUUAACAUGCCUGCCACUGUCCCCAUGGUCCUUACAUCUGGAUCGCAAGGAGGAGCACCAGUCACACUGCAAACAGUGCCUCUAUCCUCUGUCCUGGCCAACAGCGACUCUCUGAAUGGCCUGACCCGUGUGGUUACACUCAAUUCCAGUGGGCAUCCCAUUGUAGCGCAGCAGCCCGGUACUGUCAUUGCCACUGUGCUGAAACCUGGAGAGUUUCAGAACCUGCAGGUAAAGGAGGAAAUCCUGGAGCCACAGUUCCUGCAGUCAAUGGUCAAUGGCAAUCCAUUCUGCAAGGAGGAAACAGAUAGAGGGUCAUCUGAGCUUGGCCAAAGGACCGUGAUUGUUGGUGUUGCUGGCCAGAGUAUGUGCCAGCUUGCUAAUGGACACUCGGAUGCAGGGGCAGAGCUGGCAAGCAGCCCCAGUGAGGGUUUAACCCCAGUGGAAGAGCUGGAGGUGAAGAGUGAAAUUGCUGGAGCCAAAGAGUUGCUAGAAUGCCCGCAAGUACCUGUUCCUGUGCAAAUACCAACUUCUCAGUUCAUCCAGGUGAAAACAGAACUCUCUGAGACCUAAACAUUUGCCAACAUCAGGAGACCACAGACUUAUGCUUCAAUAAUUCAGUUAAAGUCGCCUGAGGACCAUUUUGUGCCUAAAUUUGAAUAUUAAGGAAAAGUUAAGUAAAUCCAUACUGGCUGGCUCUGCAGCAUCAGCUUCAAUCCAAUAUACCAAACUGUAAUCAGAGACCAGACAUUUAAAAUAAUUAUUUUGCCAGUUAUUAUCAUAUUUUGUCUUCUUGGACAUACCUGCUAUUUUAAAUAUAUUCCUUCAAAAAUUGCCAAAUAGCAUACUGAAGUGUUGACAGACAGCUGCUAUGGAAUAAAAAGAACUCAACAGAUCAGUUCAGGAAUAUUUUCAUUUAGAAGGGGUAUUUGCCUGUGGUUUAUUGGCAUUCAGACUGAAAAAUGGCACAAAUGGUUUGAAUUAUAUAAUAACUUUUAUAUCUGCAAGAAUAUGCAGAACAAUGUUGUGGACUAACAGACUUUGCCUAAAAUCCAAAUGGCUGACCCAACAGGUUAUUUUCAAAUCAUAUUAUAAAGAUUAUUUAAGGAUUUCUUGUGCUAUUAUGGAAAUAGGCAUUCUCUGUUAUAAGACAUUCAUUUUAAAUUAGAUAUGCCUUUAUAUAUUAACUGAAUACAGAGACCGUAAAAUGACAAAUUGCCUAAUCAUCAGUAUAUAAACAUAUACGAUAAAAAUGAUUUUGUUUAUGGCCACACAUUUAUUUAUUUUGUGAAUUUCUGUCUGGAUAAGCGGUGUAAUUGUUUUAAGAUUUGUAUGAAAUAUUGGGAAUAUGCAAAUAUAUAUAUAUAU